AUGGCUGAUCUCGAGGAACGGCUGCGAAGCCAUGCACAGGCCUUUGAUGGGUUGCUUUCAUUGAUUCCUGCAAAAUUCUACUACGGAGAAGAUGGCAGUGACCAAUGGAAGCGGAAAAAGCAGACCAAGGAGCAAGCUCGUGAAGCAAAGCGUGCGAAAUUGGAUCCUGAUUCGGCCAAAACGGCAAAGGACGUAAUGGACGAGAAUGCGCGAAAGCGCAAGCGCAGUGAACAGGCUGAGGAUGACGAUGAUGAGGAGGAACAAAACGAUGCAGAGUCAUCUGACGACGCUGAACUAGGCUCAGAAAUACCGAAAGAGGGGCUAAACAGGGGCGAUGCGAUGUCGAAAAAGCAGAAACAAGCCGACGUUUCUACGAAAGCCGACGGUGCUGAUAGCAAAGCAGCCGAGGCGGAAGCCCGCAAAAAGAUAAAGGAAGAGAAGAAGGCGCAGAAAAAACAGGAGCAAAAAGAGAAGAAGAAGGCUAAGGAUGCCGCCAAAAAAGCGAAACAAGAAGAUAAAAAGGCCGAGGUUACCAAAAACUCUGCUGCACCGAGUUCCGACUCAAAGACCACUAGUAGCAAAUCUGGCGAGCCAGACGCCGAAGAUGCUGACGAGAUUGACGGCGAGGAGAACCCUGUUGCCGAAGGGCUUUCGCUCGAGUUCAACGAAGAUCAUUCUACAUCGUCAGCCCCGAAUUCUCCGGAAUUCGACACAUCAAAUCCCCAGUCGGGAAGCUCUUCUAUAUCAUCUAUCAUUCCUCCUUCCGCUCCUACUGACGCAUCCUCCAACUCCAAACCUCUCAAACCCACACAGGAAGAGCUGAAAAACCGAUUACAAAAGCGCCUAGACGAACUACGCGCAGCCCGUCAAGCAGAUGGCCUAAACGGCAAGCCGGCUCGGAAUCGACAAGAGCUCAUUGAAGCCCGACGACAAAAGGCCGAGCAACGCAAAGCACAUAAGAAACAGCUUCGCCAAAAAGCCAGGGAAGAAGAGCAAAGAGAAAAGGACGAUGCUAUGACUCGCCGAUUCUCGCCUGGAGGUUCAGGCUCCCUGUUGGCAUCCCCGCGAUCUCCUGCCGACUCAGUCGGCUCGGGAAGCUAUGCUUUCGGCCGUGUUGUUUUUGCUGAUGGUCAAAUCGCCGAUCCCACUUUAUCCAAUGUCCGAGAGAAGCCCAAGACCACUGGGCCCCGGGACGCCGCCUCAGCCCUCAAGGCCGCCGAGGCCAAGAAAGUCCGUCUCGCCGAGUUGGAUGAGGAGAAGCGUGCCGACAUCGAGGAGAAGGACAUGUGGCUUAAUGCUAAAAAGCGUGCCCACGGUGAACGAGUCCGUGAUGACACAUCACUCCUCAAGAAAGCUCUGAAGCGCAAAGAAACCGCAAAGAAGCGGUCCGAGCGGGAGUGGAAGGACCGCCUGGAUACCGUCAAGAAGGGCAAGGACAUGAAGCAGCAAAAGCGUGAAGACAACCUCCGCAAGCGCCGAGACUCGAAGGGCCAGUCCGGAGGAGGCAAGAAAGCCGGUGCUGGCGGUGGAGGCAAGGGUAAACCCCGGCCUGGAUUUGAAGGCAGUUUUAAGGCCAAGGUUGGAGGUGGAAAGAAGAAAUGA
Aspergillus versicolor CBS 583.65 is the source of this 1602-nucleotide messenger RNA. Its product is annotated as putative 60S ribosome biogenesis protein Rrp14. The record is from RefSeq and is a predicted model, not a curated record. The coding region runs from base 1 to 1602 and encodes 533 amino acids. The transcript is spliced from 3 exons. Gene Ontology annotation, molecular function: RNA binding; DNA binding. Gene Ontology annotation, biological process: ribosomal large subunit biogenesis; ribosomal small subunit biogenesis. NCBI's taxonomy places the organism in Eukaryota, Fungi, Ascomycota, Eurotiomycetes, Eurotiales, Aspergillaceae. Gene Ontology annotation, cellular component: nucleolus.